This is a messenger RNA of Aspergillus japonicus CBS 114.51, 3471 nucleotides long. RefSeq lists its product as uncharacterized. The record is from RefSeq and is a predicted model, not a curated record. The coding region runs from base 301 to 3456 and encodes 1051 amino acids. The transcript has 10 exons. Lineage: Eukaryota; Fungi; Ascomycota; Eurotiomycetes; Eurotiales; Aspergillaceae.
CCACCUUCUACAUCUCUUCCACCCUCUCCAUCUCUUCCGCCCUCCGCAUCUCUCUCCCCUCCCAUCAUCAUCUCUCCCUCCCUUCCAUAUCGCUUCUAUCCAUCUUUGUCCUCCUAUUAAUCGGUCUCUCCUACUGAUACCAUACUACUACUACUCGACAUUAAAUAUCAUCGGUUGGAGAUUGUUGACUACAUAUCCAUGAGCUCAACUGCUCGCUUCAUCACACCUACUGAAUCCUAACGUUUUCUUGACAAAAUUUUCCAUCUGUGCUUCAUGCAAGGUAUCUAGGACCAGGAUACCAUGUCGCUGCAGUCAGAAGAUGUGACCUUGGUCGAUCACUUGGCUAAGAUACAUUACAUAGUCGAGCAGCCAUUCCGAAACGGCCAUCUUCGCCCAGGAUACAAGACUGCAUCCCCAAGUCCAGACUUUGACACCAAAUGGAAAGACGAACCACCUCACAUUCGAGCCCUGUAUACAGCUCGAGCUUCAAAAUUAGCUUCAUCAGAUCAGUACAAGGGGGCACAGGUGAACGAUCACGAGUUUGCCAAUGCACUUUACGCCAAGCUUUAUGCAGAACUAGAUUCCAACCAAGCGGCAGCAGCUUUUACAAUCCAGCUUUCUGCAUUCAUAUCAGCAGUGAAAAUGUUGCUGAGCCCUGAUGAUGUUUCUGGGUCGCGCUCAGCCCAAGAUGAGAACGCCGGUGCGACUGAAAACUUAUCCUCGGAGGAGCACAGUGCCAACGACGCAGAUCAAGAAAUUAAAGCGCUCGAGGCAGCAGUAAGGAAAGGCAUCAAGGUGGUGACGAGCUUGAGCCAAGUCUUUGGUGAGCCUGAAAACUGGAAAAGUGAGCCCGACUGGCCAAACAAAAUCAAGCGCACUCUUGAUAAAGCCCGCAAGGAAACGGUCGUCAUUGGAGUUGCUGGAAGCACUGGCGCGGGGAAAUCGUCCUUGGUCAAUGCCCUCAUCGACGAAAAAGACAUCCUGACCACAGAUUGCAUGCGAGCAUCCACCGCGGUCCCGGUCGAGGUCCACUACAACAAAGGAGAGUCGCGAUAUAGAGCAGAAGUUGAGUUCAUUCAGCGCGAAGGCUGGGAGCGCGAGCUAGAUAUUCUAUUUGCUGAGCUCCGUGUCCAUUCAGAAGAACUUGCUCGUGGCGAAGAGCCAAAGGACGCCGAGGCAACAGUCGCCUUACAAAAGAUCAUGGCUGUAUACCCUGCUCUCGAGCGGCAAGCACUUUUAGAGACCUCGCCUUGCGAGCUUCUGAAGGAUGAAAGAGUCUCGGACCUUUUGGGCCAAACAGUGACGAUCAAGGACAAUAACUCCAAGAGUUUCGCUGAUGAGUUAAAGUCAUAUAUCGACAGUAAAGGCAAGAAAAAGAGUCGACCCAAAUCUUCGGCUAAGAAGGCCGCUCUUGGCCACCCAAAAGAUUUGUCAGAAGGAUCGGAUUCCGCUGACCAAGGUAUCGGACUUUGGCCGCUCGUUCAUGUCGUGCGGAUUUAUGUCAAGGCCAAGGCCUUGUCGGCCGAGGCUGUUCUGGUUGAUCUCCCCGGUGUCUCUGAUUCAAAUGCAGCGCGUGUGGCUGUGGCUGACGAGUACAUGAAGCGGUGUUCCGCACACUGGAUAGUGGCGCCCAUCAAUCGUGCGGUCAACGACAAAGUUGCUCAUGAUUUGUUGGGCAAGAACUUCAAGAUCCAGAUGCACAUGGAUAAUGCAUUUAACGACAUCACAUUUGUCUGCACGAAGACCGAUGACCUUGUUCCAGCAGAAGUGCUGCAAUCUUUAGGGCUCGAGCUGCCACCUAUUGAUGAUUUGGAAGAGUCCUCGGACAGGCUUGACGCCCCGAAAAUGAAGUUUCGAGAAUAUCAAGACCAAAAAGAACAGAUCCUCACAGAGCUUGAGCCAAUUGAGGAUGAAAUUGAAGACUUAGAAGAGCGACUGAGGGAUGAAGACAUUAAUCUCGAUCGGAAGAAACUCCAAGGUCAAAGGCGUGAUGCCGACCGGGGUAUUGAGAAGUAUCGAAAGAUCGAACUUGAUGACCUUCGAUUCUGCAUCGAGGCUCGUAAUAACUUUGCGAAAGAGCAGAUCAAACAUGACUUCGGUCAGACCAUCGCAAGCUUAGACCAAGAAGACGAGCAGCAUGAUGGCAUCUACCUCUCGACCAUGGCUCGGGACUACAACGAGUUCAAAGAAAAUCUCUCCGUGUACUGUGUCUCUCCUAAAGCCUAUCAAGAACUGCGUGGUCGUUCAAGGCGGGGCAAAAAGCUCCCUGGGUUCUCGGACCUAGAGCAAACGGAGGUUCCUGCUUUGCAACAGUACUGCAUUGCGCUAACUCGCAAAUCCCGCGAGAAGACUGCCCGGCGUUUUUUGGUGACGCUGAAUUCACUCCUUCAAUCAAUGACCUUGUGGUCUGCACCGAUUGCGACAGCCGCGCGCACUUCUGCCCAGAAGAGACAGCAGAUGGAGGCCGAAUUCCGUAACGCGGUAGACGACCUGACCGAGGCCAUGAACAGACUUCGAGUUGACUCCGUUGCCAGCAGCCGAGCUAUCAUCCAAGACCAGAUCAUCGCAAAUCUAGACCAAGCAUGGCGCCACGGUUAUGACGAGUUUCCCCAAGCGGUCGAUUGCUGGAAUGCCCCUCAGCAACAAGAGGGAUUCCGUUGGAAUAGGUAUCAAGCAUUCUGUCGCCGGCAGGGUCUUCAUGACAACCGGAAUUUGAACGAGGAAAUAGCACAGCCGAUGAUCGCGAAGAUCAAGCCUGGAUGGCGCAGUGCAUUUGAGGAUCAAUUGCCUGGUGCAUAUAAGCAGCUGCGUGAAGAUUUUGAGAAAGCCAUCAGUGAAUUCCAUUCUCAAGCCAUGCGAUGGAUCACAUGGGACUCGCCUCGGGCUACAGGCGAGCGGCUCCAGCGCCGACUGGUUACCCUACACGAAUCGAUCAAACAGGAAAUGGAGGAUCUCCAAGCAUGGACGGGGCGCGAGAAACGCAAUAGAAGAGGUUAUUUCAGCGCGUCUAUUGCCACGGGGCUUCAAUCAACCUACCAAGCUUGCGCUCAAUAUACUGGACGCGGCGUUUUGAAGGCGAUCCGUACAAGGAUGUCCGAGCAUGCUGAGAAGCAAGGUUCUUCGCUAUUCCGCAAUGCUGCGGAUGAAGUCAGCCAGGCGCUGGAAGAAUGGUUGUGCGAAUUGGAUACAAAGCUCGAGAAAUUGGUCAAAGAACUAUUGCAGGAGGUUGCGCAAGACUAUCAUCGUGCCCUGGUCGCCCCACAUCUCCAGCACCGCGCGGACGAGCACGCGGGCUUGAAAGCCCAGAUCCGAGAUCUUCUCCGUGACGCUGAGGCCGACUUGCAGUUGGACCGUUUACUAGGAGAGGAUGGACCGUUGCAGCAUGAGCCGGCGCCUCCAAUGGACCAGCAAGAACCGGCGGCUACAGGAACUACGGCGGAAUCAGCUGCUACGUAAUAAACUCCGAGACAG